AAUUUUUCAUACAUAUAUGAGUGCCUGCGUAUUGAGCGUCAUUCUCUGCCAGAGUACCACGGCUCGUGUGUUCUUGUAUCAACAUAACUUGUAAUCUCCCUCCUGUUGGACGGCCGUUCGUCUCUCACAGUAUCAGUCCUGGGCCCUAACGUUUCUAGGUGCUUUGGGGCCCCUUGGAUCAUUCUUGAAAAUACACAAGUUGGCAUCUAUUAGCAGAGUUAGGUUGGAAGCAUAUAUCAGGAGAAAGAAAGAUAGAAAGAAAGAAAGUAAAAAAAAUAAAAGGGCUAACUAUGAAGCCCUUGCAUCCAGCUACUCAAGCCUUCUGAGGCCUUAGAAGGCUAUUUGGUUCACAGAUUUCAAAGAAUAUGAUGGAGAACAUGCAAUAUGCAGAGGAGCUUGUGAGGGAGUUUCUUGUCUUCAGGGGUUUUACGAAUACUCUUCAAGUCUUUGAGACCGAGUUGUCCACAGAUAUUGGUAAAGGCUUUGAAGUGGAUAAGAUCAUUGACUUGGUUUUCUCAGAGUACGUGCCCAAAUUUCAGGCAGAAAAGUUGGUCAGCUUGCUCAGCUUCUUGAAGCAGUGCUUAUCUUCAUCUUCAGAAACGGUUCUUAUUUCUACAUUAUCCAAAUUGGAGGUCUCAAUUUUACGUUAUUAUAUCAUCCAUGCCUUGCGAUCAGGAAGGAAAGACAAAGUUGUAGAGUUCUUUGGAACAUACGGAAAUGAUUUAUUGCAAAGAGGUGGGGAUUGGACUCCAUGGUUUGCUAUUCCAUAUCUAAAGAACCCAAGUUUGGAGCCUCAGUUUCUGGUUUUCUUCUCUAGGGAAUGGUUUGAUGCCUUGUCUCUUUCCUUCAGAAAUUUCUUAAGCGAGAUCUUCAAUGGUACUCGCAUCCCUGCUUUGUUAAAGAUCAGUACUGAGAAGAACACUGUCAAGCGUCUCAAGAAGGACAUAAAGCAACUGAAUGUUAUGUUGUCACAGCUCCAGGCUUUAUUAGAGUCAAAGGAGGCUCAGCUCUGCCAAUUGAGGAGUACUGCGGCAUCAGCAAUGGAAACCAGUGUGCUCCGAAAGAACAGCUCUACAUUUGAUCUGUCAACAGGGAAUUCACCAAAAGAUGUGCUUGUAGGCGAUAAUCUUCCAUUAAGGAAUUUCUAUGAGACUAGUAGUUCGGUUUCUACUUCCCAUUUGGGAGAGUCAGGAUUUGGAGUGCAGGUGCAGGGUUUUGCAGAUCCUGCUAAGGUUUCAUUGGAAUCAACCUUAUCUGAGUCAGAGCAUGAUUCAAGUUCCCUAACAAGGCUUCCUCUUCAAGAUGUUAGAUCAGGGGAUGCCUUUCUGAUGUUUCAAGAAAGCGUUUAUUCAGAAACCAGCAGUGAAGUGCAGAGAGAAGAAUUCCCAGAAGUAAAAGUGGAGUUUCAGGAAACAUUCUUAGGCCACACCAGUCCAAUUAGUAGGUGCCGCUUUUCUGCAGCUGGAACUAAUAUUGCAAGUGCUUCUGCAGAUGGCACUGUGAGGAUUUGGACGUAUGACUCAUCAACCCCAACAUCCAGAAAUGCGACUAUAUAUUGUGGGGCUGAGAUCAUGUCACUUGACUGGGAAUGCAAAUCUGAUCGCUUGCUGCUCAUAGGCACAGCUGAUGGUGGUAUUAAAGCAUGGAAUGUUGAUGCAAAGAGAGUUGUCUGUGAUCUCAGCACAACUGCAUCAUUUCCAAGUGUCUUGGAUUUGAAGUGCAGUCCUGUGGAUCCGAUUUUUGUCUCUGCAGCUGCAUCUACAGGGCAUGGUUCAAGUAAUAUUGACAAAAUGGGAUUUGCUUCGUUGACUGUUUGGAAUAUGAAGACAUGGAAGGCUAUGACAGUCCUUCCUCUUGGUAAAGAUCCACCGGCAAUUACUUCUCUUUGUUUCAAUCACAAUGGGAAGAUUUUAGCAGCUUCUGCAACUGAUGGGAUGAUUCAUAUGUUUGAUAUGGCUGCUGGUCUACAAAUCACAGGGUGGCCUGCCCAUGAUGCUGCUGUUAGCUCUGUGCUAUUUGGACCUGACGAAACUAGCAUAUUCAGUUUAGGUUCUGAUGGAAAGAUAUUUGAAUGGAGCUUACAAAACCAGGGUCAGGUUCUUUGGUCAAGAGAUUGCAGCAGGUUCUGCUAUCCAGAGAGCACAAAAAACUGCAGACAUGAAAUGGCUCUAGAUUCUCAUGGAAGAAGAUUAUUGGUAACGUCGGAUUCUGUUAGGUCGCCCAUCUAUCAGGUCCAAGGUCAUAUGAGUGGACUGAGAACACUUCCACAUAGUGCAGCUAUAACAACUGUAGAUUGGCACCCUACAUUGCCCAUCUUCUUGACUGGAUCGGCUGACCAUUCCGUCCGCGUAACCUCCAUCUCAUAAGCAAUUCUUCUAAAACUCUUUGAAUCGGUAAGAUGGGAUCAAACCUGCCACUCAUUGCUGCGACACGGAGGACCAUUGAAUCAAGUCAAAAGCAUCCUGAUCCCGUUUAGUGUUUGUUUGUGUAGCUUGUAGUUUUGUAUUCAAGCAAAAUCAAUGCCUGCACCCCUAUUUCCCAUGGAGAAAAGAAUUACUCAGGUUGUGUAAGCCUCUGGUGAUAUGCAAUGUCAUGGUUUCCAUCCCAGCAUAUAUACCACAUACAUACAUGCAUGCUCAUUUAUUCAUUAUGAAUGCACGCAUUGACACGUGCUUUUUGGUGAUGUAGAAGAUUAA
Molecule: messenger RNA, 2696 nt
Organism: Magnolia sinica
Lineage: Eukaryota; Viridiplantae; Streptophyta; Magnoliopsida; Magnoliales; Magnoliaceae
Exons: 16
Coding region: 366-2366 (666 amino acids)
Molecular function (GO): protein binding
Source: RefSeq, a predicted model, not a curated record